Molecule: messenger RNA, 489 nt
Organism: Glycine soja
Lineage: Eukaryota; Viridiplantae; Streptophyta; Magnoliopsida; Fabales; Fabaceae
Exons: 1
Coding region: 1-489 (162 amino acids)
Source: RefSeq, a predicted model, not a curated record
AUGGAAGAUACCAAGGGUGACAAAGGAGCUGUCACAGUAGGAACCACUGGAACAAUCAGCUUGUUGAUGACAAGGGAAUUGGAUCAGAUGUCUUCUGUUCCACACCAGGAAGUAUCUUCAACAAGUAAACCUCGAAUUUCAGUUUCGAGUGGUAGUGCUACGCCAAAACGACCACAACCAAGAAAAUCAUUUGAAGCCAGCAGUAGUAGCAGCAGCAGAAGUAGUAGCAUCUUAAACCAUAUAAGUCCUGGGAUUGGCCCCAAAACAAAACUUAAUGGCAAACAUACCCAUCAAAUACCCAUUCUUGGUUACCAGAACCUUCCACUGGAGACAAGUCCAGUUACGAAGAAAAAGGAUAAGAAGAAAAAAUCUAAAAUUGUUGAAGUAGUGGACAUCAAAUGUGGCUAUGUAGAUAAAACUUGGGCUACCCCUAUAACAAAUUCUCUCAAGAAGUUGGGUUUCUCUAAGCUCUCUGAGAGCAUUACCUAA